Molecule: messenger RNA, 2209 nt
Organism: Acanthaster planci (crown-of-thorns starfish)
Lineage: Eukaryota; Metazoa; Echinodermata; Asteroidea; Valvatida; Acanthasteridae
Product: histamine N-methyltransferase-like
Source: RefSeq, a predicted model, not a curated record
AUGAGUACAGUGGGACGAAAAGUGCUCUACCUUGCGUGUGACUAACUAUGCGUACAUGCAUGUACCUGCAGAGGGGAACGGUAGCCCUCUAUUCCUUGCUCUGUGCUGUAAACAUGCGCACACUUUUCCUAUCAUUACACGCAGCUUUAUGAUCUCGUUAACCUGUCGCUCGGCCGGGUGAAAGGUCUGUACUUCUUCGAUUUCGCUCACUAGUGUCGCAUACCGACCAUGGCGUCGACGAGACUGAGAAGCCUGUCCCACCAUCCAGACGACUACGCCAAGUCUUUCAGUGCCUACAUGGCCGUCUCUGAUAAAUUCGACAGUUAUGCGACCUGGGGAGAUAACGUGUUCGGGAAGGCAGUCACCUCCAAAAUCACGGUCAUGCUGGGUGAGCAAGAAGAGUUACGAAUCCUGGGCAUUGGAAGCGGAUCGGGUGAGUUGGACGUGAAGAUGCUCACCAAACUACUGCUUCGCUUUCCACUCAUCAACAACCGUGUAGUUGAGCCCGCAGGGUUCAUGAUUGCCAAAUACAAGGCUCUGGUGGAAAGCAAGGCUCACGAGCUACAAGGUGUUCGAUGUGACUGGCGACAGCAGACGAUGCAACAGUACGCCAAGGAGGCGGGAGAUUCGACCAAGUUCCAUUUCAUCCACGCGUGCCAGUCUUGUACUACGUGGAAGAUUUGGAAAGCUCGCUGAUGUUCCUGUUCGACUGUUUGGAUCCUGGCGGAGUCCUCCUAAUGACCACCCUGACAGAUAGUUGUGGCGUGUUGCGGUUGUGGAAUCACUUUCCACGUUUCCAGGACAACCUGCUCAAAUUGAUCAGCACGACCCACCUGCUCGAAUACCUGGACGGUCGAGGCAUCGCGUACACGGAGCACUGCCAGCCGUCGCGAGUCGACGUCACCGAGUGCUUCGACGAAACGUCGGAGAAGGGCGGCCGUGUGCUGGACGCUCUCCUUCACAUCCUGAGGUUCAGAGAGACGGCCUCGUUUGAGCUGCAGGCGGAGGUCAUGAAUUGUCUGGCCAGUUGCUCCGAGAAGAGCGGGAGCCGGGUCUUCUUAACCAAUGACUGGGAUGCAGUCGUUGCGAGCAAGCCAGCCGAGUAGCCUUGUAUAAUGUAAUGGCAUUGUCACGUUCCGUUCAUCCCCAAUUUCAUUAGAUACAUUUGGAAACAAUAACCCAAAGAAUGCCAAACAAGGCUUAUUAUUUUCUCGAAGGGAAUAAAAUCAAAUAGAGAGAAUUUAUGGGAACCUUAAAAUAAUUAUUUACAUGGUGGUGCGAGUUGUGUGUUACAAUGUUGAUGAUGUUUCUGUUUACAUGCAUUUGCAUUAUUUCAAAAUUCAUUUUAAUUUUCUGAUUUUGGAAACUCGAAGCUCCCCUUAUAAGCUGCAUACGGACUGACAGUUACCAACAGUAUUUGUGUGGAUGUAUAUAGACCCACCCAACUUCAAAAAGACCCGUCCACAAUGUUCCAGUCAGGGGCGAUUGAAAGCGCCUUGCGUAUACGUUCGGGUGCGUUUACACGGGGUGUGUUUCACUUUCACGGACACAAAAAAUUGCCUCCAUUAAAGCCUGGUUGCCAUACGGUCGUUUGUUACUUAGACGGUCUGUAAGAGGUCCAACGCAGACGUCAAAUGGAACAAAAUGGCGUCUGAAACUCGGAAAAUGUCCCUUCAAAAUGCUUUCGUUAGGUGGAAAUGUCACCUCUUGAAGCCAAACUGAUUCUCAAGUUUGAUGUAAUUUGUGAAUGGUCAGCUAUUUUGUUUACGAUUGGGGCUGCACACAAUGAGUGGUACAAAGCGAGAGAAACAUCGUUGUACGCCCGUCAUGCCAGUGUGCGUGUUCGUAUAGGCCUACUCAGCGACUUGACGCAGACAGUCGGGCUCAACUUUGCCGAUCCGUCUGGGCCCAUUUGCGUUAUCGGCGAUACCUCUGUUUGGCAUGUUUCCAUUUAUCUGCGUUGCAGUUUGCGUCUUGAUUGCGCUGCGCUCUGCGUUUCCUCACGUCGAUAUGGAACCCAGGCUUUAUAUAACACACGUGUGCGUUGCGUUCGGCCGUCAAAAUCGCCCCAGGAGCGAUUUGACAGAUACGCAACGCUUGGCGCAAGUGUUGACGCGCAUUAUGAAAAAGCGCCUUAAGAGUGCGUAGGCCUACACAAUGGGCGCUUUCGAUUAGCUUACACGUGCAAGUUAAACUUACACGAGAGCAU